Molecule: messenger RNA, 130 nt
Organism: Funneliformis mosseae
Lineage: Eukaryota; Fungi; Glomeromycota; Glomeromycetes; Glomerales; Glomeraceae
Source: the annotation of a GenBank genome assembly
UAUUACUCAAAGCCAAAAAAUGAAACAAAAUGUUAUCUCUGUUAACGAAGUUGAAGUUGCAUCAGCUCUAAAGGCCAAUGCUAAACGUAAAGCAGUAGUAGCUCCAAUGAUCAUCUCUAAAUAUAAUUGA